This is a messenger RNA of Helicoverpa zea (corn earworm), 4596 nucleotides long. RefSeq names its product lutropin-choriogonadotropic hormone receptor (gene rk). The coding region runs from base 183 to 3422 and encodes 1079 amino acids. The transcript is spliced from 17 exons. The record is from RefSeq and is a predicted model, not a curated record. Gene Ontology annotation, molecular function: protein-hormone receptor activity; G protein-coupled receptor activity; protein binding. Gene Ontology annotation, cellular component: membrane. Gene Ontology annotation, biological process: G protein-coupled receptor signaling pathway. NCBI's taxonomy places the organism in Eukaryota, Metazoa, Arthropoda, Insecta, Lepidoptera, Noctuidae.
UCGCGCGCUGUCUGCGAGCCUCCACGUGCGUCCGUCUCGCUGCGUCACUGCACACGAGCGCGAGUCUAGUUACGAUCGCGGCAAACGGAUUAGCGAAUGUUUAGCAGCUGGUGUGGAAGUGAUCAGCGAAGUGAAUGAUCAGUGUCGAGUGAGUGGCGGGCUCGCGGCAUGGGCCGGCGCUGAUGGCUCGCGCGCGCUGGCUGGCGCUGGCGGCGGCGCUGGCGUGCGCGAGCGCGGGCGCGGGCGGCGCGUGCCCGGCGCGCGUGCCCGCGGGCUGCGCGUGCGGCGAGGGCGGCGCGCGCCUGGACUGCCGCUCGGCCGCGCUGCGCCGCCUGCCGCCGCUGCACGAGACGCUGCUGUCGCUGGACGUGUCCAACAACAACAUCAGCUCGCUGGCGCGCGACGCGCUGCUCCCCGCCACCGGGCUGCGCGAGCUGAACCUGUCGUCCAACCGGCUGGAGGCGCUGGCGGGCGGCGCGCUGGGCGGCGCGGCGCUGGCGCGGCUGUGGCUGGACCGCUGCGCGCUGAGCCGCCUGCCCGCGCACGCGCUGCAGGACCUGCACCAUCUGUCGGCGGAGGAGAACGCGCUGGCGGCGCUGGAGGGCGGCGCGCUGCGCGGGCUGCGCGCGCUGCGCACGCUGCGGCUGGCGCGCAACCUGCUGCGCGAGGUGCCGGCGCGCGCGCUCGCGCCGCUGCGACAUCUGCAGACGCUGAACCUGGGCGGCAACCUCAUCAGCGAGCUGCCGAGCGCCGCGCUGCCGCCGCUGCCCGCGCUGCACACGCUGGUGCUGAAGCGGAACCGCAUCGCCUUCAUCGAUGACAACGCCUUCAGCAACAUCCCGGCGCUGCGCGUGCUGCGGCUGGAGGAGAACCUGCUGACGGAGCUGCCGGGCGCCGUGCGCCUGCUGCCGCUGCUCGAGGACCUUUCAGUGGCGAGUAACCGCGUGGAGGGCGUGGGCGCGGGCGUGCUGCAGGCGGGCGGGCGGCUGGCGCGGCUCGACCUGCGCGCCAACCCGCUGGGCGGCCUGCACCCGCGCGCGCUCGACCACCUGCCGCACCUCACCACGCUGGUGGUGUCGGAGGCGCGGGCGCUGCGCGAGCUGCCGGCGCUGAACGGGUCGCUGCGGCUGCGCUCGCUGCGCGCCGACCGCGCGCGCCUCACGCGCCUGCCCGCCGCGCUCUGCCAGCACGCGCCGCAGCUGCGCUCGCUGGACGUCAAGCUCAACCAGCUGCAGCGCGUGCCCGACCUGCAGGCCUGCGCCGAGCUGCGCGUGCUGGAGCUGUCGGGCAACGAGAUCGCGGCGCUGGAUACGGACGCGCUGCGCGGGCUGCAGCGCCUGCACGACCUGCUGCUGGCGCGCAACCGCCUGCGCCGCCUGCCCGCCGGCGCCUUCGCGCACACGCCCGACCUGCAAGUGCUGAACCUGGAGGACAACCUCAUCGAGCACAUCGACCAGGAGGCCUUCGCGCCGCUCACCAAGCUGGAGGACCUGAACGUGGGCAACAACGUGUUCCCGUGGCUGCCGGCGGCCGGGCUGCAGCGCCUGCUGCACCUGAAGGCGCACAACAACCCCAACCUGCGCCGUUUCCACCCGCCCGAGCUGCUGCCGCGCAUACAGACGCUGGUGCUGUCCUACGCGUACCACUGCUGCGAGUUCCUGCCGCUGAUGGAGGCGCCCGAGGAGGAGGACGCGCCGGACCUGCCCUCCGACCUGGUGAUCCUGCCGCCGCAGCACGUGGACGCCGCCGCCUGGGCCAACGCCACCGACCUCUGGGCGCAGUACUUGAACGCGUCGGAGCGCGGCGCGGGGCUGGCGGGCGCGGGGCUGGCGGGCGUGCUGCAGUGGGCGGGCGAGCUGCCGGAGCGCGAGGCGCCGCGCCGCGUGUCGUGCCUGCCGCUGCCGGGGCCGUUCCUGCCGUGCGCGGACCUGUUCGACUGGUGGACGCUGCGCUGCGGCGUGUGGGCCGUCUUCCUGCUGGCGCUGCUGGGCAACGGCACCGUGGUGUUCGUGCUGGUGUUCAGCCGCAGCCGCAUCGACGUGCCGCGCUUCCUCGUCACCAACCUGGCGGCCGCCGACUUCUUCAUGGGCAUCUACCUGGGGUUCCUGGCGGUGGUGGACGCGGGCACGCUGGGCGAGUUCCGCGCGCACGCCAUCGCCUGGCAGAUGUCGGGCGGCUGCAAGCUGGCGGGCUUCCUGGGCGUGCUGUCCUCCGAGCUGUCGGUGUUCACGCUGGCGGUGAUCACGCUGGAGCGCAACUACGCCAUCACGCACGCCAUGCACCUCAACAAGCGGCUGUCGCUGCGGCACGCGGCGGCCGUCAUGGCGGCGGGCUGGGCCUUCUCGCUGACGGCGGCCGCGCUGCCGCUGCUGGGCGUGUCCGACUACCGCAAGUUCGCCGUGUGCCUGCCCUUCGAGACCGCCACCCCCGCCGCGCUCGGCUACGUCGUCACGCUGCUGGCCAUCAACGGCGUGGCCUUCCUCGUGCUGCUGGGCUGCUACCUCAAGAUGUACUGCGCCAUCCGCGGCUCGCAGGCCUGGAACUCCAACGACUCGCGCAUCGCCAAGCGCAUGGCGCUGCUCGUGUUCACCGACUUCCUUUGCUGGUCGCCCAUCGCCUUCUUCGCGCUGACGGCGGCCUUCGGCGCCCAGCUCGUGUCGCUCGAGGAGGCCAAAGUGUUCACGGUGUUCGUGCUGCCGCUCAACUCGUGCUGCAACCCCUUCCUGUACGCCAUCCUCACCAAGCAGUUCAAGAAGGACUGCGCGCUCGUGUGUAAGGCCAUCGAGGAGUCGCGGGUGACGCGCGGCAUCGGCCGCUGCCGACACUCGUCCAACUUCAGCAACCGCCAGACGCCCGCCAACACCAACAGCCUGGCGGAGCGGUCGUCGCGCGGGCAGCACGGCGCCGCGUGCGCGUGCCGGCGCCUGCUGCCCGCGCCGCCCGCGCCGCCGCCGCGCCGCCUGCUGGGCUGGCUGCGCGCGUGCGGCCGCCGCUCGGCGCCCGCGCCCGCGCCCGCGCCGCGCGCGCCCGCCAUGGCGCCCAAGCGCGCCGGCUCCGUGUCCUCGUCCGUGGAGUUCUCGUCGUCGCGCUCGGACUCGUGGCGCGGCUACGGGCGGCCGCCGCCGCCGCCGCGCCGCGCCGCGUCGUGGCUGGUGGCGCGCAAGACGUCGCAGGACUCCAACCUGUCGUCGUCGCGCAACGACUCGUCGGGCUCGGCGGCCACGGCGUCGACGGGCACGUGGCGCACGUCGCGCUCGGGCGGCAGCGCGCCGGCGCCGGCGCGGCCGCGGCUGACGCGCCAGCCCGCCGUGUCGGGCGCGUCGCCGCCCGCGUCGCCAGCGCUGGCCGCGCGGCUGCUGCACACCAUCCCGUCGGCCGCGGAGACGGAGCCGCCGCCCGACGAGGCUCCCCCGCAAGACUGACUCCGCGCCGUCCACAGCCCCGCCCCGCCGCACGCUGCCCACAGACUAUACAUGACGUGCUAAAGACAAUAUAUUUUGUACAGUAUUAUGGAGUAUCCGCAUAGGUGUCGAGGCUGAAAAUGAAGUAUUAUAACAAAGUAACUAUUUAUUUAGAAAAAUGUUGAUAAGAGUAUAUACGAGUCUAUUAUAUAUAUUGCUAAUAUUAUACGAAAAUGAAGCAGUAGGAGGUGCCACCGUACUGUGUACGGCGACACGAGUCGGCCCGGGAGCCGCACUAGUGCUACGUAAGUAAAGUCGCUCACUAAGUCCAAAACUAUACACUAGUACGAAUCGUUAUACAAUAAUUAGGUUUUGUAUGUUGUUACGCGUUGCCAUAGCGUAGUGAGUAAUGAUGUGAGGCACUCACAAGUACUUAUGUGUUUCGAUAAGGAGCUGUUCGGCAGACCGCUGUGCAGGUAUAUCGUAUACAGGCUGUCCCCCGAAGUAUGGCUCAAGAGGAACAAGGAUAUGGCCAUUUACCAAGUUUUUGACUUCAGAAUGUCAGUCACAUUUUAUUUAUUUAUUUUAUUAGGAAUUCCAACAAGAAAUACACAACUUCAUACAAAAAAAAAUACAAACACAACCAUGCAAUGUGUUUCCUCACUUAUAGGAAUCCACACCAUGCGUAGACAGUUUAGUUGACAAUAACGUAAUAUAAAAAUUCAAAAAGUCACAUAAAAACCAAAUAAAAAAUUUUCAAACCAUUUACGAACAAGCAGCUUUGCAAAAGAAAAUACGUGAUUAUUAAAACACAUUAGACAAUUAUUGUUAAUCAAGAUCUAGAUCAAAUUAAUGGAUUAUUCAGCAUUGUGUUCCAAGAAAAAUAAAAAAAAUGACUUAGGAUUAUCGGUAAGUAUAUUUUCUUCAAGAAACACGACUCAUUGAUUCACACAUCGAGGGACAUGCCAUGCCCUUAUGCCUAUGGUGCAGCGCUGAGCGACGCUCACAAAAAUGUUGUUGAACAUUUUAUAACAAAUUGUUAAUAGUGGGUGUACAUACACCGCUAGCGAGUACAACGUGUACAUAUGUAUGUAGUUACAGAGUCUUGUCUAUUUAUUGAUGUGUCCGAGAGGCGCGUGGUUGAGAGUGCUAUUUAUUUUAUUGUACAAUAAUUAUACGAGAACAGUCAUACAAA